AUGGCUCUAGUACAUGAGGCCCGGUUACUUCUCUCCUGUCGUGGCGCAUUUGGGCAGCUCCGCUCGAUUCACGCAUCAGCAGCCCUUGCACAAGAAGCGGCUAAAAUUAAAACGUUCCAAAUCUAUCGAUGGAAUCCAGAAAAACCCGGUGAAAAGCCUCAUAUGCAAACAUACGAAAUUAAUUUGAAGGAAUGUGGUCCUAUGGUUUUGGAUGCGCUCAUUAAAAUUAAAAAUGAAAUGGAUCCAACCUUGACCUUCCGUCGUUCAUGCCGUGAAGGUAUCUGCGGCUCAUGCGCAAUGAACAUUGGUGGCACAAACACCCUUGCUUGCAUCAGCCACAUUGAUACAAAUUGCUCGAAACCAACUAAGAUCUAUCCCUUGCCGCACAUGUACGUUCUGAGAGAUUUAAUUCCCGAUAUGUCGAACUUCUACAAGCAGUACAAGAUGAUCCAACCGUGGUUGCAACGCAAGAACGAAACCACUGAGAAAAAAGGAAAAGCACAAUACUUGCAGUCCCUCGAAGAUCGCUCCAAGCUUGAUGGGCUCUACGAAUGUAUUCUAUGUGCGUGCUGUUCAACAUCAUGCCCAUCUUACUGGUGGAAUGGCGACAAGUACCUAGGACCAGCUGUCCUUAUGCAAGCUUACCGUUGGAUCAUUGAUUCUCGUGACGAAAUGACCGAGGAACGUCUCAGCAAGCUUCGCGAUCCCUUCAGCGUAUAUCGAUGCCAUACAAUUAUGAAUUGUACUCGAACAUGUCCGAAAGGUCUGAACCCCGGUUUAGCUAUCGCUGAAAUUAAGCGACUCCUUUCUGGAUUAGCUAAGAAACCGGAACCAAGAUUGGAGACAGCAGCACUACACAACAAGUAAUCUAGUCGCAAACUGUACGUUACUAGUUCACAUUUGAGAAAGUUUUCUCAAGCUUACGAAAAUAGUUUUUAACAUUGCUUCCAAGCGUAUUUUGCCCCAAUCACGAGUGGAGAUUCAAUAGUUUAUUUCGAUAUCUGUAAACUUUUUUCAAAGGGGAAAUAACCGGCACAUCGUUUUCUUCUUUAUUUUGUAGAAGAUUCAAUCAAAAUUUAUUUAUUUUGUUUCAAGACCUGCUCUCGAAUUGAAAUUUGUUUUGGUUGAAAUGCAAGUACACAGUGUAAUGUUCCAACAACCUACCUAGAUGUCUUCACAAUAUUUUACCUGUGGAAUGGAUUAUAAAUGUGAAAAUUUUAUAAUAAAGAAGAUUGUUAGAAAUUGA
Hermetia illucens (black soldier fly) is the source of this 1246-nucleotide messenger RNA. RefSeq names its product succinate dehydrogenase [ubiquinone] iron-sulfur subunit, mitochondrial (gene SdhB). Gene Ontology annotation, molecular function: electron transfer activity; 2 iron, 2 sulfur cluster binding. Gene Ontology annotation, biological process: tricarboxylic acid cycle; respiratory electron transport chain; aerobic respiration. Bases 1 to 867 code for a protein of 288 amino acids. Gene Ontology annotation, cellular component: mitochondrial membrane. Lineage: Eukaryota; Metazoa; Arthropoda; Insecta; Diptera; Stratiomyidae. The record is from RefSeq and is a predicted model, not a curated record. The transcript is spliced from 4 exons.